Acanthochromis polyacanthus (spiny chromis) is the source of this 5279-nucleotide messenger RNA. RefSeq names its product intermediate filament family orphan 1b (gene iffo1b). The coding region runs from base 503 to 2350 and encodes 615 amino acids. The record is from RefSeq and is a predicted model, not a curated record. NCBI's taxonomy places the organism in Eukaryota, Metazoa, Chordata, Actinopteri, Pomacentridae. The transcript has 9 exons.
CAAACAGACUUAAACUCUCCAUCAGAAACACAAUCAGACUGGAUUAUUCUUUUAGAUUUAAAUCACCAUAACAGCACCAUUCGAUCCUCGGUGUUUUAUUAGUUUGUUGUGUUCUAGUCUUUGUUUAUUUUCCAUCAGGAGUCUGUCUGGGCAGCUCGUUGCGCCUCUGCUCGGGUCUUUACGGUACCAGCUGGUCCAACCCGCAGCUCCUCCUGCGGUUCUUCUGGUGCCAGAAGCUCAGUGACGCGGUGGUUCCGAUUCUGUCUGAUUCAUUCUCAACUCUGCGGCUUUUCUCGCUUUAUUUGCGUUCUUUUUUUGCAGAACAUCCUCCCGGUUCCUCCUCCCCCACCUGCAGCGGCUAAUCUCCGGGAUCAGCCUCCACCGUCCGCCGCUGACCGGAGCUUUAGAUCAGAUUAGAGCCGUUAUAUAAUCCGGUCUGAGGAGCUGGAGGUUCGGUUCGGUGUCUGACUUCUGCUGUAGAGAGACCAGUCCGUCCGGGUUCAUGCCAGAUCUGCAGCGCUUCAGUUUUCCGUACCAGAUGAAUCCUUUGUUGGGGGGCUCCAACCUCCAGCCGCCGCAGCAGAUCCAGACUCACCCAGACUCCCCCUCCGGCCUCCUGCCCGACCCGGUGUUCGGAGCAGCGGACCCGGCUUCCUUCCUGCUGUCCGAGCAGCCGGGCUCCGGGCCGGACCAGACCGACUUCCCCGGACCUCCAGGCUUCCUCCAUCUCCCCGGCCCCGGCAGCGGCUUCCCGCAGCGCGCCGCGCCGCACCCCCCCGCCGCCAUGGCGCUGCGGAACGACCUGGGCUCCAACAUCAGCGUCCUGAAGACCCUCAACCUGCGGUUCCGCUGCUUCCUGGCCAAAGUGCACGAACUGGAGCGCCGGAACAAGGUUCUGGAGAAGCAGCUGCAGCAGGCUCUGGAGGCCCAGCAGGCCGCUCCGGGGGGCGGCGACGGCGGUGGGACGCGCAGCCAGGAGGCCGCCGUGCAGACCGGGUUCGUGGGCACCAUCCCGCUGCGGCCCGGUUCUCUCCCCUUUCACAACACCAACAACUCCGCCCGCAGGCCCACCUCCCUGUUCCCGUCCAGCACCUGCCUCCCCUCCUCUGAAGGCUCCGGUUCGGCCCAGACCUCCCAGCCCACCAUCACUGUCAGCCAGGCCUCCCCCUGCCCGGACUCUCCCGGACCCAAACCGGUCUCCAGCGGCACCAACCCCCCGCCCCGUUUCCUCCCCGGAACCAUCUGGUCCUACAGCCACAGCCGCAAGUUCGGGCCCGGAUCGGAGCGUGUGACCAGCCCCGGGGUGUCCUGGGUCCAUCCGGACGGGGUCGGGGUCCAGAUCGACACCAUCACCCCCGAGAUCAGAGCUCUGUACAACGUCCUGGCCAAAGUGAAGAGGGAGAGGGACGAGUUCAAGAGGAGGUGGGAAGAAGAAUAUACGAUGAGGAUGGACCUGCAGCAGAAGAUCACAGACCUGCAGGAGGACCUCCAGGAGAGCGAGGGCUGUCAGGAUGAACUGGCUCUCAGAGUCCAGCAGUUGAAGGCUGAGCUGGUUCUGUUCAAGGGCCUCAUGAGCAACAACUUGUCAGAACUGGACAGUAAGAUCCAGGAGAAGGCCAUGAAGGUGGACAUGGACAUCUGCAGGAGGAUCGACAUCACGGCUCGGCUGUGUGACGUGGCCCAGCAGAGGAACUGCGAGGACGUGAUCCAGAUGUACCAGGUUCCCAACAACCAGCCGACCCUGAACUGCCGACGGAAACAGACGCCGCUGUCCUUCAACGGCAGCGAGUGCGAAGACACCGUCAGCACCUCGGAGAGCGACGGUGGGUUGGCCAGAGAUGAGGAGCACGGGGGCUCGUCGGCCAAUCAGAUCAACGAGGAGAUGCAGAGGAUGUUAAACCAGCUGCGUGAGUGUGAGUUCGAGGAUGACUGCGACAGUCUGGCCUGGGAGGAGACCGAAGAGACGCUGCUGCUUUGGGAGGAUUUCCCAGGAUGCACUCUGCCUCCAGACCCCACCCACCCACCUGGAGAGCAGGACGACUGUCUGGAAAAGGUGAUUAAUGACACCGAGUGUCUGUUCAAGUCCAGAGAGAAGGAAUACCAGGAGACCAUCGACCAGAUCGAGCUGGAGCUGGCCACGGCGAAGAGCGACAUGAACCGUCACCUGCACGAGUACAUGGAGAUGUGCUCGAUGAAACGAGGUCUGGACGUUCAGAUGGAGACCUGCAGGAGGCUCAUCACUCAGAGCGGCGACAGUAACUCUGCAGCACCUGCAGCUUGUGACGACGGCGACCAGAAAGAAAGCGAUAAAUCUUCGUCGUCUCCACCCUCGUCUUCCUCCAGAUCUUGACACCUGGCCGUGGUCACGUGACCGCGGCGGCGUGCAGCUGCAGUACCACACGAUGCAAUACACACCCCGUAACUAUGGCAACACCACGUUUACAUCUAUUUAUUUAGUCAUUUAUCGAUGGAGCAACAGUGAAUCUUGUGAUAAACGGAGAUUUUUAGGAGAUUUAGUUUGUCAGGAGAGUUUAGUCUGACUUAUUCACUCCACACACCAUAAUAAUAAAAAUCAUACAAAAAAAUAAAUGAUCUUCAGAUAUUCUGCUGUCAGAGUCACUCCUCACACAUUUCAGGUCCUUCCACCAGUCAACACAAAGCAGAGAUCAGAUGAUGGUCGUCUGGAGUUAAAGUGAUGAAAAUGAGCUUCAGCAGUGGAUCUGAUUCAACCCUCGUGUUGUCUGAGGCUCAGAAACGAUCCGGCCGCUACGUUUAAAGCAGAAAAAAAAACCCUAAAUGACCUUUUUUCAGCUUGAAAUUCAGGGAGUUUUCCUGAAGUGACUCCACCGUUAGCAAAAGUAAAACAUUCUCUACUGCAUGAGUCCACUUUUAGUUUUUAGAUCUGAUCUUUUUCAGACAUCCAGGAGAUAAAACGGUAAAACAAACGCACACACACACCUGCGUACUGGCCUAAAUAAGAUCAUUACAGUUUAAUAUGUUCCUCAUAUUUCUGUUUUGCAUCUGUUUUUGGAUUUUAUUCUUAUUAUUGAUGAGAGAAGAGCAGUAUUUUGUAGUUGAAUUCCAUUGUACAGCAUACAGAACACGACUGGCGUUUCCCUUAAAAAAUGCAUUUACAGCUACUUUCUGCAAGUUUCUGGUACUUUCUUAAGAUAUACAAGCACUAUCUUUAACCCUAACCUUUAGCAGCAAUAAUAGUGAUGACAGACCUCUACUUUAGUCAAGAAAACCGUUAAAACGAGUGCUGUCCACUGAUUAAAUACAGUCUUUAUACGCUCUAAAGAGGGAAAAACCCAGACGUUCAAAAAGUGCGUGAUGCCUGUCAGGUUGUUUCUUCGUGUAAAAUAGAUUUUGGGUUGAAAAUUCAAUGAAGCUGCUUUAUUUUGAAGGCCCAGUGGGUCGUUUUUGACCCUCAGGGUGUUAAGACAACACGAGGGUUAAACAUGAUGAAUCUUGUCAGGAUUCAGCAUUUUACUGCCUCAAAGCUGCAGCAUCGCUUUGCUUUCCAUCUGCAGGACGAACAAUUCAAUCAUCAAACCUUCAGUCAGAAAUAAAUCCAAACAUUUGGGCUUAAAGGGACGGAAAAAGCACUAGAACAGUAUUUCUAUCUGAGUCUUAGUGUGGAAAUAAAACACCUCCGGCACGUUAACGUCUUAUUUGAGGGUGUGAAAGGGUUAUUUUGUGCGAUGAUGUGCUACAAACUAAAAAUGUCUUCUGAUAACACACGGCGUGACUCGGUGCGUUAUUAACUGUCUUCCUGCUCGUCUUAUAUUGAAACUACUGAAAAAAAAGAAGGUUUCUGGUCUCCUUCCAGUGAAUUAAAAGCUGUGAAUUCCCUCCGUCAGACAUAAAUUUACCUUCAGUCUGAUAAAAUUGCUCACAUUUCCAGUGCAAUCGCAGCAGAUUUUAAUAUUUACGAAGAGAAGAAUCCAGCGUAGAAGAGGCACUUGUAUCCAUUUAUCUGUAGAAAACGCGAAAUAGCUUGAUGGACGUUUUUUGGGGAACAUCUGCAGGAAACAGCUGAGGAUCAGACGAGGUUAGUUUUCAGGUUUAAGUUUGGAGUUAAAGCUGCAGGAAAAGACGAAGUCCUGAGAGUCUGCAGAAGCUGUUGAUGAUAGUUUAGAGACUCUGCAUGAGUGAGCAGAAUGGGCGACGAAGAAUUUAGCCGUCGAGUGCCAAAACAAAGCAAAAAGACUGAAUCUAGCUGCCGAAGCUCUUCCUCUUGGUGCUUAAUGUAUAUAAUAAACCUAUUUUUGAGCCUGUUAGAAAGAAGCAAAGUGUAGAAUACGAAGCAAUCAGCACUGUUGUUUCUGUAGCGAGCGAACAGAAUGUGCUGGAGAUAGACUCUUUAUGUCUUUUGUGAUGCAUUUGACGCAUACCUCAUUUUAUGUCUGUGUUUCUGGACACGUUAAACCACAAACUGCUGCAGGAAACUCUGCAGGGUUUCGUCUCCGUUUCUAAAUGUAGUUUCUGCCGUCACGUUUUUUCUCGUUCCAGUAAAAUAAGGAGGAUUUGAAGCAUGUCGGACUCUGACGGAGACGUUAAAACACCGUUUGCUUUAGUUUUCUGUUCGCUCCACACACUGAGUGAGUCUAUGUAUGCAUGUGUCAGUGUGUGAGAUUCUGGGUGUUUUGUCUGUACGGUGUUUUUAAAAAGGCUUUAACUGGCGCAGACACACAACACAGAACAAUGAGAUUCUGUCUGACUUCAAUCGGUGACAUUUGAGCCAAAACUGAUAAAUCAGAAGAUGAUGGAGGGUUUUUUUUUUCCAUUGGUACUUUUCUUUCUGAAUGUUGUGGCGGGCCGAGUAAAGUCAGUUUAAAAAUACCUCCCAACUACUGAAAUGCAAAUGCUUUAGCGAAAUGACUCCGAUGGCUUUGACUUUAUCUGUGUAAAGGAAAUAUAGCUUUGAAUAUAUACUUGUGUUUAAAGACUGCAGAAGAAGACUGACCUCGGUCACACACCUGAAAAGAAAAUCGCAAAAGCUUUGAAUUAACACAACGACCCGACGCUCUAUUUAGCUUCUUAAAGGAAAUUAUGGCAUUUAAGAACCCAAAAAAAGUAAUUUUUUGGUCUUUCUAGAGGAGAAAGAAUGAAAAUUUUGACUUUUUGUCACAUGAAUUAGUCGUUUUGCUGGUUGUUGAUCCAGAUGUGUGCCGCUGCAGCUUUGAACAUGAAGAUAAGUGGCUGAACAGCUUCACUGCAGAGCUUCAGUGUGUGACGAGAGAGAAGAAUGAAUAAAAGAUGCAACUGAGAAACAA